Messenger RNA from Vigna radiata var. radiata (mung bean), 1738 nucleotides. RefSeq names its product acetyl-CoA acetyltransferase, cytosolic 1. The record is from RefSeq and is a predicted model, not a curated record. Bases 242 to 1573 code for a protein of 443 amino acids. Gene Ontology annotation, molecular function: acetyl-CoA C-acetyltransferase activity. Gene Ontology annotation, biological process: fatty acid beta-oxidation. The transcript is spliced from 15 exons. NCBI's taxonomy places the organism in Eukaryota, Viridiplantae, Streptophyta, Magnoliopsida, Fabales, Fabaceae.
AAAAUGAUCGAUGGAAAUUCUGUUGAUCAACACUACAUAUAAAAAAUUAUGGAUUUAUGCGAUAUAGGAUGUGAUAAGAGGAGGAAAAGAGAAAAAAGUGUUUAAUGGGUAUAAUGAAUGAAAUAGUGGUAAAUGUGUAUGAUUAUGGCUGUUAAUUUACUUGCUUCUCAACACUCUGUCACUGUUAUGUGAGAUCAAAAGGCUAUCUUUCCUGUUUCUUGCACAGUAUCGGACGCUGCCCAUGUCUACUUCUGUAAAAUCCCGAGUGCGACGAUGGACAACCUUUGAUCGAAACAUAAUUGAUACGAAUGCAUUUAAUUUUGCUCAUCUGUGUGAAUUUGUUGGUACAGAUGUUUGUAUUGUUGGCGUUGCUCGGACGCCAAUGGGCGGUUUGCUUGGCUCCCUAUCAUCUCUUUCUGCAACAGAGUUAGGCUCAAUUGUUAUUAAGAUUGAUUACGAAUAUGCAGAUGCUCUCAAGAGAGCAAAUGUUGAUCCUUCGCUUGUGCAAGAGGUGUUCUUUGGGAAUGUUCUUAGUGCAAAUUUAGGGCAGGCUCCUGCAAGACAGGCUGCACUAGGUGCAGGAAUACCAACAUCUGUAAUCUGCACCACUAUUAACAAGGUGUGUGCAUCAGGGAUGAAAGCUACCAUGCUUGCAGCACUGACCAUACAAUUCGGUCUCAACGAUAUUGUUGUGGCUGGUGGUAUGGAAAGCAUGUCAAAUUCACCUAAGUACCUUGCCACAGCCAGGAAAGGAUCUCGGUAUGGACACGAUACUAUCAUUGAUGGUAUGGUCAAAGAUGGCCUUUGGGAUGUCUAUAAUGACUUUGGAAUGGGAGCUUGUGCCGAACUAUGUGCAGAUCAACAUGUCAUAACAAGAGAUGAGCAGGACUCUUAUGCUAUUCAAAGCUUUGAGAGAGGAAUAUCUGCACAAAAGGCUGGUCAUUUUGCUUGGGAGAUAGUUCCGGUUGAGGUUUCCAGUGGAAGAGGGAAGCCUUCCACGUUUGUUGAUAGAGAUGAAGGUUUGGGAAAGUUUGAUGCUGCAAAAUUAAGGAAGCUUCGACCGAGCUUUAAACAGGUUGGGGGUUCUGUGACUGCUGGCAAUGCUUCUAGCAUAAGUGAUGGUGCUGCUGCAUUAGUGCUAGUGAGUGGAAAGAAGGCACUUGAGCUUGGAUUGCACGUAAUUGCAAAGAUAAAAGGAUAUGGGGAUGCAGCUAAGGCACCCGAAUUAUUUACAACUGCUCCGGCCCUUGCAAUACCAAAAGCCAUAUCAAAUGCUGGCCUUGAGGCUUCUCAAAUAGAUUACUAUGAAAUAAAUGAAGCUUUUUCUGUUGUGGCUCUUGCAAAUCAGAAGCUUCUUGGUCUUAAUCCUGAAAAAGUUAAUGCACAUGGUGGAGCUGUAUCAUUGGGUCAUCCCUUGGGUUGCAGUGGAGCUCGAAUCUUAGUCACAUUAUUAGGGGUAUUGAGACAGAAGAGAGGGAAGUAUGGUGUUGCCGCCAUCUGCAAUGGGGGAGGAGGAGCAUCUGCUCUUGUCCUUGAGCUCAUGCCAGUUGCUGUGGGACGUUCUUUAUUAUGACAACGAUCUCCUUGCAUCUUACUACUUUGCAACCCCAAUAAUACAACCAUUUUCUCUUGAAAAGGACAAAAUAUGUAAUAAGCUUGGUCAAUGGAAGAAAUUGUUUCAAUGUAACUGUUUGUAGUUAUCAUGUUAAUAUUAAUAAAAAGAUAAUUUUAAAUAUGA